GCCCAAUAUUGGAUCGGAGGACCGUUUGACGAAUUACUGAAUCAGAACAAUUUUCACGAACCAGGCUACGCAAAACAAGCGUAGUAUAAAUCUCCCUCUCUCCCUCUCUCUCUCUUUCUCUCUCUCUCUCUCUAUACAUUCACUCACUUUGAUACAAGGGAGGAAAAUCCAGUUAAUCAUCGAAGAAGGAUACUCUGAUUCUGUCUGGAUUACAGAUUGUUGUAGAUAUUUCGCUGGUUUUUAGAACCCUAAUUUUGCGCAUUUUUGGAUGGGAAUCAAUUCAAUACAUUGGUGUUGAACAAAGUGAUUGAAUUAUUCGCUGCAAGUAUAAUCUUGGUGGAUCUGGUUAUGAUGAAAAAGUGGCUGGGGAGGUUUUUGUUUACAUCAGAGAGAAUUAAUUUGAGGGGAUUCAUCGUCGGUGGUGCUAGGGUUCUCUUGUAUGUUUGACAAGAAAUUAGGGGAUCAUUAUGCAGCUACACUUCUCACCUAGCAUGAGAAGUGUAACGAUAUCGAGCAGCAAUGGGUUUAUUGACUUGAUGAAGAUCAAGGUCGCAGCUCGGCACAUUUCUUAUCGAACUCUUUUCCAUACCUUCCUCAUCCUAGCGUUCUUGCUACCUUUUGUUUUCAUCCUCACCGCUCUUGUUACCCUAGAAGGUGUCAACAAGUGCUCCUCAUUCGAUUGUUUAGGCAGGCGUUUGGGUCCAAAGCUUCUUGGAAGGGGUGAUGAUUCAGGGAAACUUGUUAAAGACUUUUACAAGAUCCUUAAUCAAGUGAACCCCGAAGAAGUUUCACAUGAACUACAAAUCCCUGAUAACUUUACACAGCUUGUCUCUGAAAUGAAAAGCAACAAGUACAGUGCCAAAGAUUUUGCUAUCAUCUUGAAAGGAAUGAUGGAGAGAUCCGAGAGGGAGAUUAGAGAAUCUAAACUCCAAGAACUAAUGAACAAACAUUUUGCAGCAAGUUCAGUUCCAAAAGGCAUCCAUUGUCUCUCUUUGAGAUUAACCGAUGAAUACUCAUCUAACGCCCAUGCACGCCGCCAGUUGCCCUCACCGGAAUUUCUCCCUGUUCUUUCUGACAACUCAUAUUACCAUUUUAUCCUUUCAACCGACAACAUCUUGGCAGCUGCUGUUGUAGUCACUUCUGCAGUCCAGUCAUCUCUAACACCUGAAAAGAUUGUUUUCCAUGUCAUCACUGAUAAGAAAACAUACGCAGGCAUGCAUUCAUGGUUUGCCUUAAACCCCAUCUCCCCUGCCAUUAUUGAAGUCAAAGGUGUUCAUCAGUUUGACUGGUUGACCCGAGACAAUGUUCCUGUUCUUGAAGCCGUAGAAAAUCAUAAUGGAAUCCGUAAUUACUAUCAUGGAAAUCAUAUAUCAGGCACUAAUGUUGGUGAUACUGUUACUCCAAGAUCAUUUGCCUCAAAAUUACAAGCUAGAAGCCCUAAAUACAUAUCCUUGCUCAAUCAUCUUCGCAUAUAUCUCCCAGAGCUAUUCCCGAACCUUGAGAAGGUGGUUUUCUUGGAUGAUGAUGUUGUAAUUCAAAGGGAUUUGUCUCCACUUUGGGAAGUUGACCUUGGUGGAAAAGUCAACGGGGCUGUUGAAACGUGUAAAGGUGAAGAUUCAUGGGUAAUGUCUAAAAGAUUCAGAAACUACUUCAACUUUUCUCACCCACUGGUGGCAAAAAGUUUGGAUCCAAAUGAGUGUGCUUGGGCAUAUGGGAUGAAUGUGUUUGAUCUGCGUGCAUGGAGGUUGACCGACAUAAGAGAAACCUAUCAUUCAUGGCUUAAAGAGAAUCUAAGGUCGAAUUUGACAUUAUGGAAACUUGGGACUUUGCCACCAGCUUUGAUUGCAUUUAGGGGACAUGUGCAAGGUAUUGAUCCUACGUGGCAUAUGUUGGGGCUGGGAUACCAGAAGAAGACAAACAUUGAGAGUGUAAAGAAGGCAGCUGUGAUACAUUACAAUGGGCAAUCAAAACCAUGGUUACAGAUAGGCUAUGAACAUCUUCGACCUUUUUGGUCAAAAUAUGUGAAUUACUCCAAUGAGUUUGUCAAGAAUUGUCACAUCUUGGAGUAGUGAUUGCUUUGGGCAUGAACAAAAGGAUGUGUAAAAGAACAUUCAGUCAUAUAUAUAUAUAUGGGAAGAUCAAAGUAUGUUGUCAAUUAUAGAAGAAGCAAGAAAUCAUAGCCACAAAUAGAAUUGGCAAAAGUCAAAAGGACAAAGGUUGCCACCUGGAACAAAGAUUAAUGCAUGAGUGAGAGUGGUGGCAGUGUAAGAAGAUUGAUUCUUUUUGCCUUUUUGGUAUGUAACACAAGACUUUCUUUAUUUUUGCCUAUAUUUUUUAGCCAAUAGGAAUUACGUUCAACUUUAGGCUAAUUAGCUUAAGAAAUUAUGAUGAUUCUUUCUUAAUUUUCUCUUGAUUUUACAUAUAAUUGUGUCUUGAGUUUUUUACUUUUUAUCUUUUUAGGCAGCAGUAGUAGUACAAGGUUGGAAUUGCUUUGUUACAGGAACUUCACAUAUGCCAAGUAUUUGUAUUCAUGAGAAACAUUUAUAAUGAAUGUGCAGUAAAUUCUUUUUUGAUUUUACAUAAUUGUGUUACGUUAUGCACUGAUAGGAACUAGUUGUAUGUUGUGCAUGAACAAUUGUAACAUCAUCUACAUAUACAUUCAUGGGAUGGAAAAGAGAGCUAGAUUUUUGGUAAGAAUUGCAGCAUCAUUGCUCGUGUCUUAUGAUCAGCUGAAAGCCCAAGUUCACGCAUUUCCUGAUACAACUUAGUGGCCGAUUCUGUCUUUUCUCUCAAACAAAACCCCUGAACAGCAGCAUUGUAAAGAUGUGCAUUUGGAGGAACAAGUUUCAAGAUUUCAUGCACUUCGUCAUAGAGGGAACCCCAUAUGCAAGAUCUAAUCAGUGACAACAAAGUUAAAGUGUCGGGAUUGUGUUUUUUAUGAACCAUGUGUUGGUAUACCUGCAAUGCAACUUUUGGCUCAUUUCCAACCUCACAAGCUCCAAUCACACGACAAUAUGAUGUAACAGGAAUCUCCAAUCCCAAAUCCUCCAUCUCCCAUAGUAUCUGCAACCCUCUUCUCCAAGAUCCAAGCUUGUUGCAGGCUGUUAAUGCAGUAUUGUAUAAAUGCAAUCCCAACUCAGAUGGGGAUUCUUGCUGGAUUUUCUCAAAUAACUCAAGUGCAUCACUGUAUUGAUCCGCUCUACAUAGAGCAAUGAGAAGUGCAUUCCAAGUGUAUGAUGUAGGAACAUGCCCUAAACAUCUCAUGCAAUCAUACACUUUAAAUGCAAGAUUCACCUGACCAUUGUUCCCAAGUGAAUGAAUCAAUGCAUUGAAUACAAUGAUGUUUGGAUUCUCUUUUCUUUUCAUCAUAUCACGAAAAACACUUAACGCGAAAUCCCAUCUCCCAUCUUUCACAAACGACAUUACUGCAGCUUCCAUGGUGCGAGUGUCUGGUUCAACCUCGUUUUGAACCAUUUCAAGAUACGCUUCAACUGCUAAUCCGUACUGACAAAACCCUAGAAACAUGGUGACUAACAACCGAUAUGUUACUGAGUUUCCUACACAGUCGUUCUCCUUCAUCUUCCUCCAAAUCCAUUCACUUUUAAUCCAAUCUUUUUCGUCGCGACAAA
Molecule: messenger RNA, 3629 nt
Organism: Lactuca saligna
Lineage: Eukaryota; Viridiplantae; Streptophyta; Magnoliopsida; Asterales; Asteraceae
Source: the annotation of a GenBank genome assembly